GCAGUCGAAAAAGCUUAGAAACAGCUGAGUCGAAUAAGAUAAUCCAGUGAAUGAACCUAGCUGCGAUAUUACUGCGAAAAUUUUCUUCAAAAUAGCAUUUCAAAAUGAUAGGUAAAGGCAGAAUUUCUUCCCUGAUGAGAGUGAUCUCCGGUGGAUCAUGUAGCUGUCCAGCCCACUCUCGACCAUCAUCAGCGACCCAAAAUGUAUCCUCGGGAAAUGAAUACGCAUUUGAAAUGUCAUCUUCGACUAUUCGCUACGGACCGGGAGUUAGCAAGGAAUUGGGACAUGAUUUGCAAAAUUUCAAUGCGAGGAAUGUUUGCGUUGUUACGGAUCGAAAUGUGGCCAAUCUUGGCUCGGUCAAGGUAGCUUUCGAUUCAUUGGCACGUUGUGGAAUCCAGUACCAGGUUUACGAUGAAACGCGCGUUGAGCCCACUAACGAAAGCUUAAUUCAUGUUGCAGAAUACGCUCGUCGAAAUAAUUUCGAUGCAUUUGUUGCCAUUGGAGGAGGAUCGGUGAUCGAUACCUGUAAGGUGGCCAACCUAUUCAGUGCCGAUCGUGAAGCAGAAUUUCUAGAUUAUGUCAACGCUCCGAUAGGCAAAGCGAAGGAGGUUAACGUAAAGCUCAAGCCACUAAUUGCAGUUCCAACCACGGCGGGAACUGGUUCGGAAACGACUGGGGUGGCUAUUUUCGAUUACAAACCAUUACACGCGAAAACAGGUAUUUCCAGCAAAUAUUUAAGGCCACAGUUGGGACUGAUUGAUCCACUACACACCCUCAGCCAACCGGAGAAGGUGGCUGCCUAUUGUGGUUUCGAUGUGUUUUGUCAUGCUUUGGAGAGUUUCACCGCAAUUCCGUACACGGAACGAGGACUGGCUCCGAAAAAUCCAAAUCUUCGUCCACCGUAUCAGGGAAGUAACCCAAUUUCCGAUGUUUGGGCUCGAUUUGCUCUGAAAGUAAUCAGAGAAAAUUUUACAUCGGCUGUGUUCAACCAGGAUGACCUUAAGGCUCGAUCUAACAUGCAUCUGGCUUCGACUAUGGCAGGAGUAGGGUUUGGCAAUGCCGGGGUUCACCUUUGCCACGGUUUGUCGUAUCCCAUUUCAGGACACGUGAAAAAGUUCGUACCCGAUGGAUACAGUGACGAUCAUCCAAUCAUACCACAUGGACUGUCGGUGGUGAUGACGGCUCCGGCUGUUUUUAAAUUUACUGCUGCCACCUGCCCUGAGCGUCAUUUAGAGGCCGCUGAGCUACUGGGUGCAGAUGUAUCGAAGGCAAACCGCGAAGACGCAGGUGCAAUACUUUCGGACGUGGUUCGUCAAUACAUGUAUGAUCUGAAGAUUGAAAACGGACUCAACGGUCUAGGUUUCACCCGAGACGACAUUCCAAGUCUAGUGAAGGGAACCCUGCCGCAAGAACGCAUCACUAAACUAGCACCACGUGCUCAGACGGAAGAGGAUUUAGCGAAUCUGUUCGAAAACUCGAUGGCUGUCUACUAGGUAAUAUCACAUGGCGAUUAACCUUUGGAUCGUAAAUAAACUACCAUGCGUCUCCUUCGUUUAAAUGGGCGUUGGGCAAAACAAGAAUCAAAUUAC
This is a messenger RNA of Aedes albopictus (Asian tiger mosquito), 1589 nucleotides long. RefSeq names its product probable hydroxyacid-oxoacid transhydrogenase, mitochondrial (gene T3dh). Gene Ontology annotation, cellular component: mitochondrion. Gene Ontology annotation, molecular function: alcohol dehydrogenase (NAD+) activity; metal ion binding. NCBI's taxonomy places the organism in Eukaryota, Metazoa, Arthropoda, Insecta, Diptera, Culicidae. The transcript is spliced from 5 exons. The coding region runs from base 105 to 1493 and encodes 462 amino acids. The record is from RefSeq and is a predicted model, not a curated record.